AUGGAUACUUUUCGCCGACAAAAAUGGUUUAUUCUGUUAAUAAGUGUCGUGUAUUUGAAGUUUGACAUCGUCAACGGGUUGAAGUGUUACUGCAACAGUGAUAGUCCAAGCUGUCCUAAUUCAACUUGUGAAACUGAUGGAUUCUGUUAUGCAUCUACCACACUUGAGAAUGGGAAACAAAAAUAUUCCUACCACUGCAUCGAGUUGAAAUCACUGAUACCCAUCGAGCAUCCCUUCAGUUGCUCCACGACGAGAACUAGAAAUGAGUCGGUGGUGAUAGAGUGUUGUAAGUCACGUGACAUGUGCAAUCACGACCUACGCCUGGAGUUACAUACGAAGCCGCCAGGUAGGAGCGACGUGGAGAUAGUGCCCACGAUAUGUUGGCCCCAAGAAACGAUAUUCCCUCCCGGGGACAGGCCUAUUUGGUGUCGCGAAGCCGAAAGCGCCGAUAUGUUUUGCUGCGCCACGGACUUCUGUAAUGUUGACAUCUUUCCAGAAUCAACCACGUCGGCGACGGCAUGGCAUGUGGUGCCGUGGAUAAUGGGGCUCAUGGUGCUGGGAGUAUGCGCUGCAAUCAGCUUCUGGUGGGCGAAGCGCUCCAGCAAAAUUAAGGAGAGGGGCUCCCGUCCGCUUUACCCGACUGAAGACUCCCUGUGCGAGACACGCCACCCCAUCACUGCCACCAUACGUGAUAUGAUCGAGCUCACUACCUCAGGCUCUGGCUCCGGCUUGCCCUUGCUGGUGCAACGAUCAAUCGCGAGGCAGAUCCAAUUAGUGGACAUCAUCGGCAAGGGCCGCUUCGGUGAGGUGUGGCGCGGCCGGUGGAGGGGUGAAAAUGUGGCCGUGAAGAUAUUCUCCUCGAGGGAGGAGUGCUCGUGGUUCCGAGAGGCCGAGAUAUACCAGACGGUCAUGUUGCGACACGAGAACAUUCUAGGUUUCAUCGCGGCGGACAACAAAGAUAACGGAACAUGGACUCAACUGUGGCUCAUAACGGAUUAUCACGAGAACGGUUCGCUUUUCGAUUUCCUUACGGUCAGAACCAUAGACUCCAACACCCUGGUUAAGAUGGCACUCUCGAUUGCAACGGGCUUGGCCCAUUUGCAUAUGGAUAUUGUCGGCACCAAAGGUAAGCCGGCUAUAGCGCAUAGAGAUCUAAAGUCGAAGAACAUCCUGGUGAAGAGCAACCUGACAUGCGUCAUCGGCGACCUAGGGCUGGCGGUGAGGCACAACGUCGCCAGCGACUCAGUGGACGUGCCAUCGACGAAUAGGGUUGGUACGAAGCGCUAUAUGGCACCCGAGGUGCUGGACGAGAGCAUGGACUCGCGCCAGUUCGACCCGUACAAGCGGUCGGACGUGUACUCGUUCGGGCUGGUGCUGUGGGAGAUGGCCAGGCGGUGCGGCGCGAUGCCCGACGAGUACCAGCCGCCGUACUACGACUGCGUGCCGCCGGACCCCGCCCUCGAGGACAUGCGCCGCGUCGUGUGCACCGAGAGGCGGCGUCCCAACGUGCCCAACAGGUGGCACUCGGACCCGGUGCUUUCCGCGAUAUCAAAGCAGACCACAUCAAGCUGUAAACGCCUAGCAAAGGUUAUCCCGCAAGGACCUGGCGUUGCGACGUCGAAAAUUCUAGAGAACCUGGGACUAUUUGUGCUCCGCCUCGCUCGCUCUUCGCUCUCC
Molecule: messenger RNA, 1677 nt
Organism: Iphiclides podalirius (scarce swallowtail)
Lineage: Eukaryota; Metazoa; Arthropoda; Insecta; Lepidoptera; Papilionidae
Source: the annotation of a GenBank genome assembly